GAACGUCUUGUUCAAAUGCUGCUUGGCGUUUUUCAGCUCGGGAACCUGGGCGAUGAAGCUUGGUCUUGCCAUCGGCACAGUGGUGACACCGCCUGUUUCACAGGGUCACACUCUCUGCGCUACCUCUUCAUGGGAGCCUCGGAGCCAGACCUUGGGCUGCCCCUGUUUGAGGCCUUGGGCUACGUGGAUGACCAGCUGUUUGUGUCCUAUGACCACGAGAGUCGCCGCGCCGAGCCCCGUGCCCCCUGGGUCCCCAGCGGAACCUCGAGCCGGCAGUGGCUGCAGCUGAGCCAGGGCCUGAAAGGGUGGGACCACAUGUUCACCGUGGACCUCUGGACCAUCAUGGACAACCAGAACCACAGCAAGGGGUCCCACACCCUGCAGGUGAUCCUGGGCUGCGAGGUGCGAGAGGACCACAGCAGCAGGGGCUUCUGGCGGUACGGCUACGACGGGCAGGACCACCUGGACUUCCGCCCCGAGACGCUGGACUGGAGAGCAGCAGGGCCUGGGGCCCGGGCCACCAAGCUGGAGUGGGAGGUGCACAAGAUCCGGGCCCGGGAGAACAGGGACUACCUGGAGCGCGACUGCCCUGAGCAGCUGCGCUGGCUGCUGGAGCUGGGGCGUGGCGUCCUGGACCGGCAAGCGCCUCCGCUGGUAAAGGUGACCCGUCACGUGGCCUCAGCGGUGACCACCCUACGGUGCCAGGCUCUGGACUUCUACCCCCAGGACGUCUCCCUGAAGUGGCUGAAGGACGGACAACCACUGGACGCCCAGCAGGCCCUGCCCGAGGACGUGGCACCCAACGGGGACGGGACCUACCGGGGCCGGGUGGCCGUGGCUGUGGCCCCCGGGGAAGAGCGGAGGUACACCUGCCAGGUGGAGCACCCGGGCCUGCACCAGCCGCUCUCUGCUUCCUGGGAGCCCUCGCUGCCUGGCACCCUGGCCGUCGGGGUCGUGAGCGGGAUCUCUGUUUGUGUCGUCAUCUUCGUCACUGGAGUUGUAUUCAGGACGCUGAGGAGGAGACGGGCUUCGAGAGCAGCCGCCGGGGACUACAUGUUGGCUGACCGCGGGUGACACGAGGGCCUUGCCACUCAGCGUCUGGGAAGAGCUGCUGCCUUCACGGAUAUGCACCAGCCCCUCCCAGAGCCCGCACUCUCACCCGGGCAUUUCCUGGACCCUGAGUCAGGCUCUCCUGCGCUUUGUGUCAUCCACUGACCCAUCUGUCCUCAUGCCCUGGCUGUCCCAGCAGAGUGUGACCUGGGCCUCAGGGUGCGCAGUGGGGGGGCAGGAGCAGCGGGCGCUUCUCAGUGAGCUGGACCCAAUGAAGGGACACAGUGGCGAGCCAGCCCAGGCCCCCGCCCCACUCCACCCAAGGACACAGUGGCGAGCCAGCCCAGGCCCCGGGCCCCUCUCCACCCAAGGACUGCAGGAGGGGCUGAAUGCGACGCCCUGACCCCCCGCCCAGCAGUGACCGCGCUCCUGUUUGGAGUGGUAAAUGGAGAGCACCGAGUGGCUUAGCAGGAGCCCGGGCACCGCCUCCGGAGUCUCGGAUUCUGGCUCUCGUCCCCCAGCGUGUAUGUGGCAAGAAAGAACCCACCCAGGCUGUGCGGGGCUGCUCGGUCUGGGGGAGAGUUCAGACCAUGGUCACAGUCUUCACAUGUGUGCCCCGGUGGCCGCACGCAUGUAACCACACAGCGUGGGACAGCACCUCCACACGUGUGCCCCGGUGGCCGCACACCUGUGGCCACACGCGGGGGACAGCGGCCCGGCUAGGAGGGCUGUGCCCUGCGCUCACCAGGCUGCACUCUCAAGAUCAGUUGUUGAAUUUGAGCAGAGCGAUGUCGAUACUCUGUGAAUAUCUUUUCCUUUUCUCUGGUUAUGAGAGUUCUAAUCUAUGCUCAUUCCAGAAAGCCUGGACCUCGAUGCCAUCGAAGCUGUCACUUCGUCAGCCAGGCGAGACUGUCCCCUGGCAUGUCACCUGUCGCUAGUAUGCAGCGUUACCCUACAGAAGGGUAACGCACGUGUGUUGUGGGUGUGUGGCCGUCUCACCGCGCCUGCUCACCGACGUCUGUCCUGCCCACGCGUGUGCCUAGCCGUUGUGGCAUGUGCGGGCUCUUCCAUCGCACCUCGUAUUUUCGUUUUUCUUCAGGAGACAUUUCCCUUAAGCCGUGGUGCAGCCUGGAGGGGACGCCACUGUCUCCGUUUGAAGACAGCGGUGACUUCAUGUCCUGCGACGUGAGGUGCACGCGCUCUUCCUCUGCAGCUCAGCCUCUGCUGCGGACAGACUGCCCAGGGCUUCUCUGUGCCUCUGCCUCAGGAAGGGUGUGACCCGGUCAUGCUAAGUUUGAUUCGCUGGUUUUCUUCCACAGAGACUGAGAUUUCAGCGUCCCUGUCCCCACACUAACAUGUUUGUUAACCAUUA
This is a messenger RNA of Tupaia belangeri chinensis (Chinese tree shrew), 2422 nucleotides long. It is a transcript of the gene HFE, whose product is annotated as homeostatic iron regulator. The record is from RefSeq and is a predicted model, not a curated record. Lineage: Eukaryota; Metazoa; Chordata; Mammalia; Scandentia; Tupaiidae. Gene Ontology annotation, biological process: response to iron ion starvation; regulation of iron ion transport. The coding region runs from base 16 to 1074 and encodes 352 amino acids. Gene Ontology annotation, cellular component: external side of plasma membrane. The transcript is spliced from 7 exons. Gene Ontology annotation, molecular function: transferrin receptor binding.